Messenger RNA from Adineta ricciae, 1890 nucleotides. The record is from the annotation of a GenBank genome assembly. Lineage: Eukaryota; Metazoa; Rotifera; Eurotatoria; Adinetida; Adinetidae.
AUGAAUAUUCAUAUCCGUCGUUAUUUAUUUCGUUUUAUUCUUUUCAUACCUGUCGCUUGGCUUUUAAUCAUUCUUAUAUUUUUGCAAUCCGAUGAAAUUUCUACAAAAUCAUCUGAUAACACUAAAUUGAAAGAACAAAAAAACGGCAAUUAUCGCAUAGGACGCGAUGCAGAUGAAGCGGACGCUUUCGGUGGCGAUGCAUUAGCACGAUUGCGUGAUCAUUUAGUACCAGUACACAACAAAUCUAAUUCUGGUGAAUCGUCAAGUGUAGUGCGAGUUAUCCAUGAAAAGCCUGAACAAGUAGCAGCACCACAAUUAGAAAAUCCUAAACAAGAUCUCAAUGGGCCAGGAGAAAUGGGUAAACCAUUCGAAGUCAACAAAGAUAAAUUAACACCCGAUGAACGUAAAAAAUAUGAAGAUGGCUUUCAAAAGAACGCUUUCAAUGGUUAUGUUAGUGAUCUAAUAUCUAUCCAUCGAAGUUUACCCGAUGUGCGGGAUCCAGGUUGCCGAAAACUUUCGUAUAAAGGUUUGCAAGCCACUGCAAGUAUAGUCAUGUGUUUCCACAAUGAAGCUUGGUCGGUAUUAUUGAGAUCUAUACAUUCGAUUCUCGAUCGAACUCCUGAACAUUUACUAAAAGAAAUCAUAUUGGUUGAUGAUUUUUCUGACAUGGAACAUCUAAAAAAACCUUUCGAUGAUUAUAUUAAACCUCUUGGCAAAGUCUUCGUCGUUCGACAAUCAAAACGUGAAGGUCUUAUUCGAUCACGGUUAGCCGGUGCUGCUGUAGUCAAGGGUGAUGUGAUUGUUUUUCUUGAUUCACAUAUCGAAGCUACUGAAGGUUGGCUUGAACCAUUAAUUGAACCCAUUGCUGCCAAUCGUACAACAGUUGUCACGCCUGUUAUCGAUGUCAUUGAUGAUACUACAUUUAAAUAUAAUUAUGGUGCUGUAACUUCACUGAGUGUUGGUGGAUUUGAUUGGAAUUUACAAUUCAACUGGCAUGGUGUGCCAGAACGUGAACGCAAAAGAAGAAAACAUGAGCUUGAACCUGUACGGACACCGACUAUGGCUGGAGGACUUUUCGCUAUUAGUAAAAUUUAUUUUGAAGAACUUGGAACAUAUGAUGCUGGAAUGGAUAUUUGGGGCGGAGAAAAUCUUGAAAUGUCAUUUCGAAUAUGGAUGUGUGGUGGUACACUAGUCACUGCACCAUGUUCACAUGUUGGUCAUAUAUUCCGGAAACGUUCACCAUAUAAAUGGUUACCGGGUGUCAAUGUUGUGAAGAAGAACGCCGUUCGUGUCGCCGAAGUUUGGCUCGAUGAAUACAAAAAAUAUUACUACGAAAGAUUCAAUUAUGAUUUAGGAGAAUAUGGUGACGUCUCCUCUCGGAAGUUACUUCGACAAAAAUUACAGUGUAAAUCUUUUAAAUGGUAUUUAACGGAAAUUUAUCCAGAACAAUUCAUUCCUGGUGAUGCAGUCGCUUCGGGCGAGAUUCGAAAUGCUGGAGCUGCUUUUUGUGUUGAUGGAAGUACUGAUCAUAAGAACUACCACAAGCCAGUCAUCGGCUAUCCUUGCCAUUCUCAAGGUGGCAAUCAGUUUUUCAUGUUGAGUAAACUCGGCGAAAUUCGUCGAGAUGAUGGUUGUUUGGAUUUCUCGGGCGGUAUUAAUGAUGCGAAUAAAGAUGACAAAAUCAUUGUAUAUCCUUGUCAUGGAAUGAAAGGAAAUCAGCAUUGGGUUUACAAAGAGAACAACCAAAUACAUCAUCCAGUAUCCAAUCUAUGCAUGACAUUAUCUGAAGAUAGUAAACACAUUCGAAUGAGUCAGUGCGAUGAUAACAAUUCCCGAUUCAAAUGGUCAUGGAAACGCAAGCCAUUGAACGAAACAAACAAAACUGAAUGA